This is a messenger RNA of Closterium sp. NIES-67, 2215 nucleotides long. The record is from the annotation of a GenBank genome assembly. NCBI's taxonomy places the organism in Eukaryota, Viridiplantae, Streptophyta, Zygnematophyceae, Desmidiales, Closteriaceae.
CGGGCACCUUCUCCCUCGCUGGAACUCCGCGGGGCUCGCAUUGCUAAUCCCGCCAUUUUCUGAACCACCCUGCGUCGAGUGCUCGCAGGCAUUCCUAGAAUCGUCGUUCGCGCCAGCAAUUAGGUUCGUCCGCGUCUCGUGCUAGGACGAUUCAGCAGUCUCGUGCUAGGACCCACUCAUCGCUGAAACGCUUCUGGUUGAAUCGCAAGAGACUGGUGGUGGUGAACCGCACGUGAACCCUUUCCCAACAGACUGCUGUUUGAGUCGACACAUAAGGCUUCGAGCUGAAUCGCAACAGAUUAGUGCGGUGAAUCGGACGUGACCCAUUCCCGACCGAUUGGUGGUGGUGGUGGUGGUGAAUCGGACAAGAAUCGCAUUCCCAACCUAUUGGUUAUUGGUGGGGUGGAUCGGGCGUGAAUCCCGUUCCCAACAGAGUGCUGGUGGAGAGACGGGGAUCGGGAGCAUGGGGGGUCCAGACGGCGGCGGGGAUCAGAGGCAUCGACGGGGCAGAACGUGCCGCAGUGGUUCUACCAGGACUGGGCUGGCGAGCAUGGGCCUCGAACGCUCCUCCAACUGACGCAGGCGCUUCAAAAGGGUUAUUUCACCCCCGACCUCCUGGUUCGCAAGGAGGGCACGCACCGAUGGCACACGCUGCGAGACGUGCUGGACCUGCGACAACUGCUGCGCGCCAGAAACACGUGCAGCCCGCCCCCGACGCAGCAGCAGGAGGGACCCCCUCGCGAACAGCGGUCUCUCUCGAAGCAGCCACUGCCGCGUCAGCAGCCGCUCUGGCGGGGAUCUCGCCGCGGAGAGACGGGUCCCCUGCAACCGCCACGUCAGCUGCCAUACCAGUCGUCAGCCUGAUUUCCGGAAGUCCCGGGGCUCAGGACGAUCCAAUCACAAACCUAUUCAGGACACCCGGGCAGGAGUGGUUCUACGUGGACAUGCACGGGGAGGUGCAGGGCCCCUUCAGCUCGCAGAAGAUGCAGCGCUGGUGGACCAACCCCCUCUACAAGGACCACUUCUCCUCGCUCAAGUGCCGCAGAGGUCACCAUGGUGAAUUCCGCCUGCUGCCUGAAAUAGCGGAGGAAGUGGCCGCUAAAGGACCUCCUCCGGAAUCACCCAAGCAACUUGGGUACAAAGAGCUGAUUAACCUGGGGAAGCAGAACCGGGAGAGUGAGCGGUACGUGCGGUCGGGGUCCCGCAAGGAGGAGAGCGACCUGGCGAAGGAGGUGGAGGACUUGAAGCAGCAGGUGGAGAGGCUGGAGGUGGAGAACGAGGGGCUGCGCAACUCGCAGGAAGACCCUUCAUUCUGCGCAUGCAAGUGGAGCGUCUGCUACGAGAGAAGGCAGAGCUGGCCCGGGAGGUGACUAUGCUGAGCGCGGAAGGAGAGUCUGCAGGAGCUGCUGCAGUAUGCACAGCAGUUUGACAUCGCGGACGAGGGUGUGGCAGACGAGCUCAUUGCCGGGGAGGAGGAGCUUAGAGUAAGUUGGGUGGGGGAAAAAGAGGGAUGGAUCGGUUAAGGGAGAGGAGGAGAGUCUGCAGGAGGUGCCUCCAGUGCGCGCAGCAGACUUUUGAAUCGACUUCCAAAGUCAGCUUGUCGGGGGGAGCUGAUGCAGUACGCACAGCAGUCAGACAUUGCGAAUGAAGGCUGAGAGCUGUGUCCCAAACGGUGCAGAGUGGUUUGGAAGAUGCUCAGGCUUAGAGUGUGUCAGGGAAGGAGAGAGAGGGAUGGAUCAAGCAGCAGGGUGGGGAAGGAGGAUGCACGCGUUGGCGGGAGCUGCCUGGAGCAGCAGGCAAGCCAAAGGCACAGCAGGGUGGCUCUACCGUAGUGUAUGAGCUUCUGUAGGCGGGCGACGCAGCAGCAGCUGCAGCAGUGUAGCGCAUCAGCCUAUGGGAUGCUUUAGUCAGCUUUAGUCAGCUGGGAUGCAUUAGUCAGCUGGGACUGGGAUGCUGUAGUCAGCUUUAGUCAGCUGGGGAGGGAUGCAUUAGUCAGCUGGGCCUGGGAUGCUUUAGUCAGCUUUUCUCGCCAGCUUAGGCAAUCUGGUUGCAAUCAAGAGGAGCUUUCAGAUGCCUUGUGUGGUAGCCGCUGCAGUUUUCUCACCAGAUUUUACGUACGGUAGUUGUAGCUAGGCUUGAUUUUAUAUCACUGGAAUAUUGUUAUAGCUUUCCAUUCUAUGAUUUGGACUAGCUGCAGUAAAAAUGGAGCAUUGUG